CGGGUGGAGGGCGGGGAGAGGGACAGAAGGCGUGCGGGAGUCGCGGUAGCAUGGUCGAGUGCUGGACUUUGGCACUGGCCGUCCAUCUGUCACUUUCUUCCACCCUCUCUGUGGCACUGACGGGUCGUGGCGAUGGCAGCCAGUGACGGAUGACUAAUCUUCUGCUGGUAAUGAAUGAGACACCUCCCUCGGAAUGCCAAAAGCGUUGCAUGUGUGGAGGGUCCUGCUGUGAAUGGGAUGCAAUUUCUUAUGUAAUGCCAUAUACCAAGCAAAUACAUUGAGCACUUUCUUGUAUGCUGAUAACACAAGGUAGGACGAGCACUCAGAGAUUUAGCAAAGAUUAGAUUGUCAGGGUUUGUUUUGGUGGAAACACGUGAUGGGCAGGUGGAAUGGAGAAAAAAAAAAGGACACUUUCGUUAUGAAAGACGACGGUGAUGAUGCGCUGCUCAUUUUGUUUGACUGUCUGCCUUCCAGUCAAUCCGUCUUGACUCUGUGCGCUGAGUAGCCCAGACGUGUCUUGUAUUCAGCUCAUAAUGCGCAGGCGUGAUCCUAUCAGAGCCCCGCAAAAAAAAGAAAAAGAAAAAAAAAAAAAAAAGCUGUAACCAUCCAGAACUAGACGUCGUGUGCGUUGUUCCUCAUGUGGCGCUCAAACGAAAGCUGAAACAUCCAUUUUGCAGGUCGACUUAAGAGACUGUAUAAGGGGAAUGAAGAUUUCCUUUCUCGGUAAACCUUUUGGGCAACACAGUCCAACCUGUGGAUAGUACACAGAGCGCCUCUGUCCAGUCCCCGCUAUCUGGGACGCUCUGCUUUCCCUAAAGCUCGCUAAGCGCGUCUUCUUCUUAUUAUUAUUUUUUCCUUUUUUUUUUCACCGUUGGCGGCUCGGCGUGGGAUCUGCGCUUCGAUCUGAGCCUUGUGCAGGUAUUGAGUUUAUGAAUGGCACUAACAUGGAGGAAAUACCGUUUCAGAAAGUCAAAACCAGGCGGAAGAGAAGUCACUGUCCACCGGGUGUCCCCCUGACCACCAUCGCCUGCGAGGAUGAGUUCGACUGCAAGGAGCUGGAGUCUCUCUUCCAAAAUUACAACCUGAAACUGGAGCAGACAUCCACGCUCAAAGCACUGGCUGUCCUCAUCUUCACGUCCGCGACGCUGGCUUUGGUGGAGCUGCUGUCCGGUCCGAGCCUCACCAUCUCCAAGGGGUCCCAUCCGGUCCACUGUGUCAUCUUCCUCUCCCUCUUCAUCGUGACUAACGUCAAGUACCUGCAAGUGACUCAGCUCCAGCAGAUCGUUAACCUGACACUUCUCUUCAGCUUCACGUUUUCCUUCCUCUGCUGCCCCUUCUCCCUGGGCGCCAUGGGACUGGAGCCCCCGACGUCCCCGGAGCAGGGCGUGUGGCAGCUCAUCCUGCUCACCUUCGUCGCCUACGCGCUCCUGCCCGUGCGGACGCUCCUGGCUGUUGUGUUUGGAGUAAUGGUCUCCAUCUCCCAUCUGAUUGUGACCGCCACUUCUGUCACGGUGAAAACUCAAAAACUGUGGAGAACGCUGGUUGCAAACACGGUGCUGUUCACUAGUGUCAACCUGUCAGGGCUGUUUGUUCGCAUCCUGACUGAGCGGGCCCAGAGAAAAGCCUUCCUUCAGGCUCGCAACUGCAUUGAAGAACGGCUCCGAAUGGAAGACGAGAACGAGAAACAGGAGCGCCUGCUAAUGAGUCUGUUGCCCAGGAACGUAGCUAUGGAGAUGAAAGAGGAUUUCCUGAAGCCCCCUGAAAGGAUCUUUCACAAAAUCUACAUCCAGCGUCAUGACAAUGUCAGCAUUCUUUUUGCAGAUAUAGUUGGUUUCACCAGCCUGGCCUCUCAGUGCACAGCUCAGGAACUGGUUAAGCUGCUAAAUGAGCUGUUUGGAAAGUUUGAUGAGCUUGCCACGGAGAACCACUGUCGCAGGAUUAAGAUACUGGGGGACUGUUACUACUGCGUGUCAGGGCUGACUCAACCUAAGACUGACCAUGCUCACUGCUGUGUUGAAAUGGGUUUGGACAUGAUCGACACUAUAACGUCAGUUGCAGAGGCAACAGAAGUCAACCUUAACAUGCGUGUGGGUCUGCACACUGGUCGAGUGCUGUGCGGAGUACUGGGGCUCAGGAAAUGGCAGUAUGAUGUCUGGUCAAAUGAUGUGACGCUGGCCAAUGUGAUGGAAGCUGGAGGACUACCAGGGAAAGUUCACAUCACCAGAUCAACACUUGAGUGCCUAAAUGGAGACUACGAGGUAGAGCCUGGAAAUGGCCAUGAAAGGAACGCCUUUCUCCAGAAGCAUGAAAUAGAAACUUUCUUUAUUGUGCCAUCUCACCGACGGAAGAUAUUCCCAGGAUUGAUUCUUUCGGAUAUAAAGCCUGCCAAAAAGAUGAAGUUCAAAACCGUCUGCUACUUACUGGUGCAACUCAUGCACUGCAGGAAGAUGUUCAAGGCUGAGAUUCCGUUCUCCAAUGUCAUGAACUGUGAGGAUGGUGAUAAGCGGAGGGCCAUGCGAACAGCUCCACAAAAGCUGAGGAACCGCCCCAAUGCUAACCAGGCUAACUUGAUCCAGAGCAGUCCUAGGACCAGGGUCAACCGUUACAUUGGCCGGCUGAUUGAGGCCCGCCAAACAGAGUCCGACACAGCAGACCUCAACUUCCUCACACUCAUGUAUAAGUGCUCUGAGCGAGAGCAGAGGUACCACCAGGUUCCUGAUGAGUACUUCACCAGCGCAGUGGUUCUCUCUCUGAUCCUAGCGGCCUUGUUUGGAAUUGUUUAUCUUCUCAUCAUACCGCAGGGCACAGUUGUACUUGUGCUUCUCGUCUUCUGCAUCUGUUUCCUUGUAGCUUGCAUUAUGUACCUGCAUAUCACGAGAGUACAGUGUUUUCCGGGGUGCCUGACCAUUCAGAUUCGAACUGCUCUCUGUCUUCUUAUAGUGCUUUUAAUCUACGCUGUGGCCCAGGCUUGUGUUGUGGGUUGUAUGCCCUGGAUGUGGGGAAGUGCCAAUACAAACAGUUCCAUUAUCAUCAUUGAUGUGGACAGGGGAGCCAACCGGACCAUGGCCGAGUUGCCCUGUGAUGGGGCCCGCUAUGCUUUUCUUUCCUGUGUAGUGGGCACCCUCACAUUAGCGCUUUUCCUGCGAGUAUCCUGGUUGCCAAAGAUGGCGUUGAUGCUCCUUUUGGGAGUGCUGUACAUCACUGUGCUGGAGCUCAGUGGCUUUCGCAAGACUGCGGGUGGGGGGUCUUUCCACAUCCGGGGUUAUGAGCCCAUCCUGUCUCUGUUGCUCUUUGUCAGUGCCCUGGCCCUCCACUCCAGGCAACUUGACCUCAAGCUGCGCUUGGACUUCCUUUGGGCUGUGCAGGCGGAGGAGGAACGAGAUGGGAUGGAGAAAGUAAAGCUGGACAACAGGAGGAUUCUCUUCAAUCUACUGCCUGCCCAUGUGGCUCAACACUUCUUAAUGUCAAACCCCAGAAACAUGGUGAGCCAUGCUAAUAAACAGGCAUGCAGGCAGACUGACCAACAGGAUCUGUACUAUCAGUCCUACGCCCAAGUAGGUGUCCUGUUCGCCUCAAUUCCAAACUUUAAUGAUUUCUACAUUGAACUGGAUGGCAACAACAUGGGAGUGGAGUGCCUGAGGCUGCUAAAUGAAAUCAUUGCUGACUUUGAUGAGCUUAUGGACAAGGAGUGCUACAAAGACAUCGAGAAAAUCAAAACUAUUGGCAGCACGUACAUGGCAGCUGUUGGGCUUGUCCCCACCAUUGGCACCAAGGCCAAAAAAUCGGUUUAUGACCAUUUGAGCACAAUCGCAGACUACGCCAUAGAAAUGUUUGACGUGUUGGAUGAAAUCAACUACCAGUCGUACAAUGAAUUUGUCCUCAGAGUGGGAAUCAAUGUUGGUCCAGUAGUUGCUGGGGUGAUCGGAGCACGGCGACCACAGUACGACAUCUGGGGUAAUACAGUGAACGUGGCCAGUCGGAUGGACAGCACGGGUGUACCAGGAAAAAUUCAGGUGACCGAGGAGGCAUAUCGAAUGCUGAAUAGCAACUACGAUUUAGUCUGCCGUGGUAAAGUCAGUGUAAAAGGUAAAGGUGAGAUGCUGACAUACUUUCUGGAAGGUAAAGUGCAGGGCAUCGGCACGGCGACCACUUCAUCGGUGAUGCGUUCCACCAGCCUGGCACGCCGUAUCCAUUCCUGUGGCAAGACGAGCGUGCCGACCCAUCUGGGCAGCGUCUCCUCCGCUGCCAGCCUGGCUGCUCAAGCCAGCAUGGGUGGCAACUUUCAGACGAGCUCUGCCAACAUCAGCAACAGCCAAGCAACAUGCCUCCCGUCGCCCUGUGUGCUAGGUGAAGUGGAAAAUGAAGACGACGUCGAGGUGACACACAUUCAAAUCGAGGCUGUGGCAGCCAUUGCGGAUGUAGCAGUGUAGGAGGAACGACGGGACGGUUUUGAAUGCAGCAGGAGAACCUGGAGAAGUUGGGGCUGUCCACGGAUUUCUCAUACGUCCUAGGAAAUCCUGACAUAACCCAAGAUGUUUUCGGCCAGGAUAACGUGCUGAAGUAUUAUAAAACUGACAAUCAAACUUGCUUUCAGAGAUUUUCUUAACUGAUUGCCUCUAUACAGAGUUUAGAUGUGGAGGGGGAAGAAAGAUGCAAGCAACUGCUCAACAUCCUAUGAACAUCGCUAUACCAGAUGAUUAGAUUUGUGGUGUUCUCGGGUUCCUGUGCAGGUAUAUCCAGGUAAUGUGUGCAACCUUGUUUUAUAUGAAGUACGUAUUCCCACGUACAAGGAAUAUGUACAUUGAUGCCCAGAAAAAGACUGAUCAUGCAUUUGCUUUUGCACUGUCUUUCUGAUUAUGCCAAGGAUAUAUUGCAUUAUUUACAGACAAACAGUUUAUUUAUACUUUGUUGUAUGAAGGCAUGCAUGUUUAUAAUUGUAAGUGUGUGUAUGCAUGUGUGUUCAGUUUGAAAUUGUAACAAAACAGCACAAAAUCCUUUUUGUAUUCACCUUUCACCGGAUGAAGCUGGCUUUUUAUGAAAUAUGGCGGUUUAUCUUGGUGCAUGAUUUAAAAAAAAAAAAAAAGUCAAGAGCCAUAAGUGAUGAUACUCUGCUCGAGAGGAAAAACCAAAGUAAUGAUUUCAAGUUUUAGAAAUGUCACAGAAAAAGGAUCUUGCACUUGUUACUUUCAAACAUUAUUAACCAAUUAAAAAAAAAGUGUCUUGUCUUGAUAUCACCUGGAUUCACAGAGUCUAAAGUAAAUGUGUGUAUGAAAGCAGCAUACACUGAUGGGGCUGUUUUCACGGUCGGUAUGCACUAAAAGAGCUGGAAGGAGUGAAAAAGGUUAGUUGAAUGUUGAAUGCGUGCUGCCACAGAAACUAGUUCAUGCCAAAAUGAGAAGGUUCACUAAAAAACAAAAAAAAAAAAACAAAAAAAAAA
Molecule: messenger RNA, 5437 nt
Organism: Poecilia latipinna (sailfin molly)
Lineage: Eukaryota; Metazoa; Chordata; Actinopteri; Cyprinodontiformes; Poeciliidae
Product: adenylate cyclase type 1
Exons: 20
Coding region: 930-4430 (1166 amino acids)
Biological process (GO): intracellular signal transduction; cAMP biosynthetic process; adenylate cyclase-activating G protein-coupled receptor signaling pathway
Cellular component (GO): plasma membrane
Molecular function (GO): adenylate cyclase activity
Source: RefSeq, a predicted model, not a curated record